Messenger RNA from Cynara cardunculus var. scolymus (artichoke), 2403 nucleotides. Its product is annotated as ABC transporter B family member 26, chloroplastic-like. Lineage: Eukaryota; Viridiplantae; Streptophyta; Magnoliopsida; Asterales; Asteraceae. Gene Ontology annotation, molecular function: ATP binding; ATP hydrolysis activity; ABC-type transporter activity. Bases 29 to 2089 code for a protein of 686 amino acids. The transcript has 18 exons. Gene Ontology annotation, cellular component: membrane. The record is from RefSeq and is a predicted model, not a curated record. Gene Ontology annotation, biological process: transmembrane transport.
CAGACAGCAAAAUCAUCGUCUCCAUAGAAUGUCCGUAUCUCUACUGAAUUUCGGGCACCAAUAUCUCAAAAACAAGCCCAUCCAGUGUUUCAGGACUAGAUUUUCAUACCCUAUCAAUAUCCGACUCCGAAGUUCACCCGCCAAAUUCAAAAUUGCAAGCAGCUGCUGCUACACUUUCGAUUCGGCAUCUCUAAGCGAGCCUUCAAUUCCAGAGGAUAGGCUCCAUGGUAGGAAACAUAAUUCGUCACCCAAUAUUGAGAAAUGGGUUGAUUUUGUACCUGGAGGUAGUUGGUGGAGCUUAGAGGAUGAGGAUGAAGCUGGUAAGGUGAAAGCAACCAAUCCGAUUACCGUUUGGUAUGUUCUCCGUCGAAUGUGGGAACUGGUGUCCGAUGACAAAUUGGUUAUGUACAUUGGAUUCGGUUCUUUAACUUUUGCUGCGCUCGUAGAGAUAUCAAUACCAAACUUAUUGACAGCAUCUAUCUUCGCAGCACAGAAUGGGGAAGCAUUAGUGUUCUACAAAAACUUGAAGCUCUUGACGUUUAUGUGUUUUGCUUCGGGAAUAUGCAGCGGAUUACGAAGUGGUUGUUUUGGAAUUGCAAAUGUGGUCCUGCUCAAGCGGCUAAGGGAAACUUUGUACGCAAAUCUAUUGUUUCAGGAUAUAUCCUUCUUUGAUAGAGAAUCGGUUGGGAAUUUGACCAGCAGGCUUGGGGCAGAUUGUCAAAAAUUGUCACAUAUAAUUGGAAACAAUUUACAUUUGAUAGCACGGAACUCUCUUCAGGGGACAGGAGCGCUGAUUAAUCUGCUGACAUUAAGUUGGCCUCUUGCAUUGUCGGCUUGCUUUAUAUGCACUCUUCUGUGCAUGAUCUUUCUGGUUUAUGGGCGGUACCAGAAGAAAGCCGCAAAGCUUAUUCAAGAUUUCACUGCUCGUGCCAAUGAAGUUUCUGAAGAAACUAUUUCGUUGGUGAGAACAGUCCGGGUUAAUGGAACUGAAACCAAAGAACAUGAAAGGUAUAAGCAAUGGCUGGAUAAAUUGGCCAUCACAAGCGUGCGAGAAAGUGCUGCCUAUGGACUAUGGAAUUUGAGUUUCAGCACUCUCUAUCGUUCGACACAGGUUUUCGCAAUCAUACUGGGAGGAAUGUCUAUCCUGACGGGUCAUGCAUCGGCUGAGCAACUUACUAAGUAUGUAUUGUACUGUGAGUGGUUGAUAUAUGCAGCUUGGAGGUUGGCAGACAAUUUUUCAUCAUUGCUUCAGUCUGUUGGAGCAAGUGAAAAGGUGUUUCAGCUAAUUGAUGUCUUGCCUAGUGAUCAAUUUUCAGCAAAAGGAGUGAAGUUGCAGAGACUAACGGGGAAAUUCGAGUUCAUAAAUGUGUCCUUUCAUUACCCUUCACGAAUGACGAUGCCCACUCUAGAAGAAGUUAACAUCUCUGUAGAAGCUAAUGAAGUGACAGCGAUUGUUGGUCUCAGUGGUAGUGGGAAAAGCACAUUAGUCCAUCUCUUACUUGGUCUUUAUGAGCCAACCCAUGGGGAGAUAUUAAUCGAUGGUCAUCCACUUAAAGACUUGAACAUCAGAUGGCUGAGACAGAAUAUUGGAUAUGUUGGGCAGGAACCACAUCUAUUCCGGAUGGAUAUAAAGUCGAAUAUAAGCUAUGGAUGUUCAAGGGACAUGGAGCAAGAAGAUGUAGAAUGGGCUGCGAAACAAGCAUAUGCUCAUGAAUUCAUUUGCUCCCUUCCUGAUGGCUAUGAAACAAUAGUUGAUGAUGAGCUUCUAAGUGGGGGCCAAAAGCAAAGAAUUGCAAUUGCUAGAGCCAUUAUUAGGGACCCUCGCAUUCUGAUCCUUGAUGAACCCACCAGUGCUUUGGAUGCAGAAAGUGAAUACUACAUUCAGGAAUUGAUGGUUAGGUUAAAAACCGAAACGAAGGCGAAAAGAUCAAUCCUUUUCAUAGCACACAGGCUAUCAACAGCAAGAGCUGCUGACAGAAUCGUUGUCAUGGAUGGUGGCCGAAUUGUGGAGAUGGGAGAUCAUGAAAAGCUUUUGCAGCAGAACGGAUUGUAUGCACGAUUACAUCUACUUCAAAUGGAAGGUCUUUAGAUUCACCACGUUCGUCUUCGUGAUUUUGCUUUGCCAUCGAAAUCAAAGAACUCCAUGUUAGAAAUAGGAUUGCAGAAGGAGAAUAAGUGCAGUAAAUCAAAACGUUAGAAUCACUCUAGCAAGAUUGUUUGGGUUUUUUAGGCUAUGAAUAUAUGCAGAAUUGUUAUCGAGGAGAAUUAAGAGGAUUAAGAGAGUGAGUGUGUGUGAUGAAAUAUUCACAUAUAUAAAUAGGUUUAUGUUAACAACCGAUUGUGGAUCAAAAGUAGCCGACAUUUGGCUUUAUCCAAAUCAGAAAAUCAUGGAAAAAGGUGGUC